UAUUGGUGUAUUGUUGUGGGAACUUACAAUUGGAAAUACCCAAACUUAUACCGACCUUUACAAAAAAUGUUGGUCUACUGAGCCAGAUGAACAUCCAGCAUUAGUCGAUAUUUUACAAAAUCUUAAUCAGCUAUCAGAAGAAAAUUGUGUAGAAUUCAUUACAAAUAUUAUAAAUAUUGAUGCACAUUCUAGUGAAA
Messenger RNA from Racocetra persica, 197 nucleotides. Lineage: Eukaryota; Fungi; Glomeromycota; Glomeromycetes; Diversisporales; Gigasporaceae. The record is from the annotation of a GenBank genome assembly.